Molecule: messenger RNA, 4217 nt
Organism: Paramormyrops kingsleyae
Lineage: Eukaryota; Metazoa; Chordata; Actinopteri; Osteoglossiformes; Mormyridae
Product: arf-GAP with Rho-GAP domain, ANK repeat and PH domain-containing protein 1
Biological process (GO): positive regulation of GTPase activity; regulation of cell shape; signal transduction
Cellular component (GO): cytoplasm
Molecular function (GO): GTPase activator activity; phosphatidylinositol-3,4,5-trisphosphate binding
Source: RefSeq, a predicted model, not a curated record
CCUGGAUCUGCGCUUCAGCCCACUUUCGGCGGCGCUGCGGGGAAAGGAGAGGGGGCUUUGGAUAUUCACUAAAGUCAUACUAUUUACUACCGUGUUUAGAUCGGUUUUAUAUUAGCGCUGCGGACAUUUACCUUGCCACUUGUGAUUUUUCCCAGCAUGUCGGACACAAUCAGCACCCAGGCCCCGCCUGUGCCCAAGCCGCGCAUCCGGCACAAGCUGCUUCUAAACCAGCCGCCUCCGGACAGCGUUUCCGCAAAUAAUGUGCCAGAUGAGAAUCAGUCUGACCGGCAAGGAAGCCCGGACUGCGGCGCUGCAGGUCCACCUGCUUCAGUUGGAGAAGAUCUUAAAUCAGCUGUGAUCCCAGGUGGUUCCGGUAGCAACUGUCCUACUGAUGAAACCAAAGACAGGACUGGCUUAAUUAACGGUACAGAUGACCAGGCGACCUGUGCUGCUUCAAGCCAGCCGACGCUGGAGGAGAGCUGUGAUCAAAGCUCCUCGAGUUCACGGCAGGAUGCCGACUUGGCUGUAUGGGACCUUCCAGAAAACUCUGCUGCGGGAACCAAAGCCCAGGCAGACUUUGCUGAGCCCAGCCAUGGCUGCCUGGACCCCUGCUCUGCUACUCCUCCGCUGAGUCCUACUGAAAAAUUGGACUCCAUCCUCAAAAGCUUGGCUGACUGGGCUACAGAACCUGCGGACGACUCAUCGGCAGAAGACGAAUCGCAGGAUCCGCCUCCUGUCCCAAAGCUUCAAGACGAAUCUUCUACUACUAACAACUCUGUGCCCCAAGUGCCUGGUGAGAUGGUCCACACUGUGAGUGAAGAGCUUCCCCCCCAACCACGCAAGGAGUUUUUGGUUCUGCAGACCAAGCCUGCGAAGCAGCGGCUGCCCCGUGUUGCCACCAUUCGAGUAAGCAGGAAGAAGCAAAGUGCCGUCUCCAGUGGGGGUCCCCAUUCUGGCGAGGGGUCUUCCGGGGAGAAUGUGGUGUCACGCUCUAGCUGGCUGGAUGUGUGGCAAGGUCGCAGGCACCACGUACUGUGGGCGACGCUGGACGGACAGAUUAUGUGUCUCUGGAAGAAGCGUACUGACAAGUUCACCGAGGUGGUGUUCCACGUCUCCAGCAUCACCAACGUCCGGGUGCAGGAGCAGGGCCGUUUCUGCAUCUACUUCCAGAAGAAGCAUAUUGAGUUCAUGGCGCACAGUCGAGUGGUGCAGGACGGCUGGGUGAGCUCCCUCCUCGCUGCUCGGGGACAGGACUUCCCCGCACCACCCGAGCAGCAAGGCCCGCUCAGCAUGAAGGAGCCGCGCGGCAAGGUGUACGCUGCCCUCUGCGGACACAACCUGUGGAUCUACCACAGCAAAGAGGAUUUUGGCUCCGGCGUGGGGAUGACCUGCGUGUCCAUGAACGUGGCAUCGGUGAAGCCGACCGGUCGUCACAGCUUCUGCCUCAUAACACCAUACAGGACGUUCAACUUCUCUGCAGAUUCCUCCAAGGACCUGAAUGUGUGGCUGGACUCCCUGAUGCAGGGCAUCCGCAGUGCCCUGUCCUGCAGUGAGGUGGCGCGUCGCCUCUGGGUCAACCCUGCCAACAAAGUCUGCGCUGACUGUGGAGCGGCCAGCCCCGAAUGGGCGUCCGUCAACCUGCUGGUGGUCAUCUGUGAUGCAUGCGCUGGUCAGCACCGGUCUCUGGGGAUUAACGUGUCCAAAGUGCGCAGCCUGAAGAUGGACAGUAAAGUGUGGACGAAUCCUCUGAUUCAGCUGUUUAUGCAGUACGGGAACAAGGCUGCCAAUGACGUUUGGGGCUACAGCGUGCCGGCCGCAGAGCAGAUACAGCCGGACUCCUCCCCAAACCAGCGCGCCGCCUUCACCAAAGCCAAGUACUGCAGGGGGCGCUAUAAGCGGCCCCACCCUCUGGCCUCCAGCUUGAAGCUGCUGAACCAGAGGCUGUGCGAGGUGGUGCGCGGCCCAGACGUGCCAGAGACCUUAUCGCUGCUGGCGUCCGGAGCUCGCGUCCAGUGCCAGUCGUGCGACCCCAAAUUCCCCUCCCCCAUCUCGCUGGCUGAGAACGCGGGACAGGCUUUGCAGACAGAGCUUCUGCGGCACAAUGAGUUCACAGAGAUUCCAACCUUUUCUAAGAAGUUAUGCAAACAAUCCCGCUCGAUGGAUUUAGCCUCUUCAGGAGAAGAGGAACUCCACGGGAAGCUGGAGGACGACCGCUUCCUGUUCUCCCAGGAGAACGACUCCGCCGCCUGCGAUGUCAUGGACCUGAAGGAGGUCGUCUCGGUCUUUGACUGCUCUUCUGGACCGACCAAUGAGUUUGAGGUGCUGACGCUGACUGACAAGCUCCUGUGCAGUGCUGACACACGGCAGGAUCUGCUGUCACACCUGACGCACAUUCUGAAGGUGAUCCUGCCGGGGACCGUCUCCGACGAGGACCUACAGGGGGUGCAGGCCGUGUCCCGGGUCCUGGUGCGGGAUGGAACCUCGCCUCAGCACUCAGAGGCCUGGGUGGCACUCAGGUAUGACGAGCUACUCGUCUACCACAACAAGGACGGCGCAAUGGACAGGCUGCAACUGACUGCAGACAGGCCCCACAAACUGAAUGCAUCCGAGAACACGAUUGAAGUGGCCACCGCAAAAAGGACCCUGACCCUCCAGUUUGAGAUGGACUCCCCCUGCCAGUGCUGGGACGUGCUGCUGAAGGUGGCCCUGCUGGGCAAAGAGAAGACCCAUCGCCGCUCGCUGUACCAGCUGCCCGCUUCUGCCGUGGGCUCCAUGCCACCGGCCAUGGAGAGGUGCAUCUCGCACAUCACAGUGCACGGCUUAAAGGUGGAGGGUAUCUAUCGGCGAUGUGGCAUGGUGACCAAGAUCACCCAGCUGGUGGAGGCCCUCAGCCGGUCGCCCAAGGAAACCCGGCUGGACACGGACGAGCUGAGCGUGCUGGACGUGGCCGGGGCGCUUAAGCAGUUUGUCCGCCAGAAGGUGGUGCUCAUCCCGGGCUCGAACAUGGAGCACUGGGUGAAGGCUUCAGCUGUCGCAGAAGAGGCCCAGAGACUGCAAGUUUACCGCAAACUGCUGGACCAGCUGCCACCAGACAACAGAAUAAGCCUCAGUGCCCUCUGCGGACACCUCUACAUAGUUCAGCUGUACAGUCAGGAGAACCGAAUGACCGCCCACAACCUGGCGGUGGUAUUCGUCCCCACGCUGUUCCAGGAGUAUUCCAUGAGUGCAGACAUGGUUCGCGUCACCCGUGAGCUCAUCCUGCACUACACGCUCCUCUUCCAGAGAGAAAACAAUGACCCCACUAAGGAAGAAGACAUAAUAGUGACUGUUCUAUAGAAUAAACCAUCAAGAGAAAUGAGUCUCCCUUAAACUGCAUUACAUCUUAAGUGCAGGUUUCUCAAAGUGAAAUUCCAAAAUCUGACAAAUGACCAGUGUAGUUAAAGUGGAAAAGUUCUUUUUCCUCUUGUGGUGAUCUUCUGUAUCUGGGUUUGCUUGGGCAGAGUGAUUUUGUACAUUAUGAUUCUGAUUAAAUGUCUCUGUAUUGUAGUCCAGAUUGAGACUGAAAAUGCUACUGUACUAAUCUAGUUACCACUAUGGCUUAUUAAAAAAAAAAAAAAGAAUAUUGUACUUCAUAUUUUUUAAACAAUUACAUAGUGUAUGUGUUUGCAUGGAUGUUGGUAAUAUACAUCCAGUGGCCACUUUAUUAGUGCUUAUUAAUGUGAACGACCUGUUCCUCCAAACGGGGGAUAAGGUGAUUGUGAAUGGGAUACAUGAUUGUUUGUGUCAAUUGUGGUUCCACCAUCUCAGAAACAGCCACUAUGCUGGGAUUUUUGAACAGUACAUUGUCUAGAAUUAGCAGAGCAUGGUGUGAUAAAAUAAGAAAGAUCUGGCAUCUGUUCUGAGGAUGAAAAAAACAUUGGUAAUGAGGAGAAAAUACGCAAUAGGAAAUCUAAGUAUGCAAUGUGAUGCACGAACCUUUGUAAGUUUCCUACACCUUGUUGAAUCUAUUCCUGAGAAUACAGUUCCUUGGGGACCUGGUGCUCCUACCUGUUAUUAGGCUGGUUUGCCUAAUAAAAUGGCCACUUUAAAACUGAGACUUUAAUUUCAUAAUUUUAUAAAAUUGAAAUUAAUAACUUGCUUAUGUAAAGUUUUGUAUUUCUAUAUUCCACAGACUACACAAAUAUAUGAAUUAAAAAAAUGAAUCAAAGACAAUUGAA